AUGAUAGAUGAUUCAACACGUGUUAUGCUUGGAAAAAGCAAGGACUACAUCAAUGCUAGUUAUAUUAGAAUAGUAAAUUGUGAAGAAGAGUAUUUUUAUAUCGCUGCCCAAGGACCACUGCCAGAAACUACAGAUGACUUUUGGCAAAUGGUUUGGGAAAAUAAUUCUAAUGUUAUUGCUAUGAUAACCAGAGAGGUAGAAGGUGGCAUUAUCAAAUGUCACCCUUACUGGCCCAUUUCUCUGAAGAAGCCUCUGGAAUUGAAACAACUCCGUAUCUUUCUGGAGAACUACCAGAUAACUGAAUAUUUCAUCAUUCGAAUAAUUCAAAUUGUGAAGAAAUCUACUGGAACAAGUCACAGUGUAAAACACUUGCAGUUCACCAAAUGGCCAGACCAUGGCACUCCUGCCUCAGCAGAUAAUUUCAUAAAAUAUGUUCGUUAUGUAAGGAAGAGCCACAUUACAGGACCCUUGAUUGUUCACUGUAGUGCUGGUGUAGGCCGGUCAGGGGUAUUCAUAUGUGCGGAUGUCGUGUUCUGUGCCAUCGGAAAGAACUACUCAUUCAACAUCUUCAAUAUAGUGACCCAAAUGAGAAAACAGCGCUUUGGCAUGAUUCAAACGCAGGAGCAGUAUCACUUUUGCUAUGAAAUUGUGCGUAAAGUUCUUCAGAAACUUCUGACUUUGGAAUAA
Messenger RNA from Jaculus jaculus (lesser Egyptian jerboa), 687 nucleotides. RefSeq names its product protein tyrosine phosphatase non-receptor type 20 (gene Ptpn20). Gene Ontology annotation, molecular function: protein tyrosine phosphatase activity. The record is from RefSeq and is a predicted model, not a curated record. The transcript is spliced from 4 exons. Gene Ontology annotation, biological process: protein dephosphorylation. Lineage: Eukaryota; Metazoa; Chordata; Mammalia; Rodentia; Dipodidae. Bases 1 to 687 code for a protein of 228 amino acids.